GUCUCGGGUGUUGGAUUUGCGCUGAAGGAUGAGCAGCUCGUCUCACUCAUCCCGGUCGCUGUCAGAGGAUCGGCCCGCGGCUGUGCUGUGGGGCUGCCAGCUGGGCACGGGCGCCCGGAGCUGCGUGGUGGAGGAGGACGAUGACUUCUUGGAGCACCUGGUGCUGCUGAGAACGAUCUGCCUGGGGGCUGACGCCAGGGACCAGCUGCACGUGGUGGCCGUGGAUUCCAAAAACGCCUCCGGGGAGCGCAGGCCGAUGCCCAUCGCGGCGCUGCGGAGCUCCCUGCUCCCCAUGAUCUGCCUCAAAGGCCUGGAGCUCGUCCCUCCCGUCACCUUCGUGCUCCAGUGUGGGGCUGGGCCAGUCUAUCUCAGCGGGCAGCGCGUCACCCUGGAAGAUGAUGUCACGUCUGAAGCCCACAAGGAAGAGCUCUCGGAGGAAGAUGUGGAUGAUGAGGACGAUGACGGAGCUUCAUAGAACGGGGCAGCUUGGAGAAGAUUUUGGUGCUGGUGCGGUGGUGGGGGCACCCUGUGCCGGGAGCCGCCCGUGCCAAGGGCAGAUCUCAUUGCAAUAGCUUAAAAUGAAUCGAACCUCCCCGAGCUGAGGUGGGCUCUGAGGGUGUAUCCUGGGGGCAGGUUCUGGCAGGUGCGGAUUUACGGACGGGUUUUUUUUCCGCUGCUGGGCUGCUGAAGCCCUGAGCAGGGCGGGCUGGCUGCGUGGUUUGGAUUCAGCUGCGCACGUUUGACCGUAAGGAUCCACAUUUGGGCUCUAGGAGGCUGUGGGGAUGUGCGAUGGGAGCGUGGCUGGGGAGCUCACCUGGGGGUUUCCAGCACACCGUCUCACACCUCCUGCACACCCACAGACUGUACCCCCACACCUGGCCACGCACCUGUCUGCACUCACGGACACCUGUGCACGCCCCUGCAUACACACAGGUACACACCUGAACUCAUCUGUACCUACACUUGUGCCUGUACACGCCUGUGUACACUCACCUGUACCAUCUGUAGUCGUUUGUAUGCGCACCUGUACAUAUACACCUGUGUAUGCACACCUGCACACACCUGUAGUCAUCUGUAUGUACACCUGUGCAUACACACCCGCGCACACCUCUACACCCCCAUGCGUACAUACCUCUAUACACACCUUCGCAUACGGUACACCUGUACACACCAGUGCAUAAACACGUGCACACACACAAUUAUAAACACCUGUGCACACCU
Ficedula albicollis (Collared flycatcher) is the source of this 1221-nucleotide messenger RNA. RefSeq names its product nucleoplasmin ATPase-like. Gene Ontology annotation, biological process: chromatin remodeling. Lineage: Eukaryota; Metazoa; Chordata; Aves; Passeriformes; Muscicapidae. The coding region runs from base 29 to 475 and encodes 148 amino acids. The record is from RefSeq and is a predicted model, not a curated record. Gene Ontology annotation, cellular component: nucleolus; nucleoplasm; cytoplasm. The transcript is spliced from 6 exons. Gene Ontology annotation, molecular function: RNA binding; chromatin binding; histone binding.